This is a messenger RNA of Parasteatoda tepidariorum (common house spider), 3228 nucleotides long. RefSeq names its product tumor protein p53-inducible protein 11. NCBI's taxonomy places the organism in Eukaryota, Metazoa, Arthropoda, Arachnida, Araneae, Theridiidae. The record is from RefSeq and is a predicted model, not a curated record.
UUACCAUAACAACAAGACAUUAUUGCCUCUUGCGAUCUAUUUCAAGUUUCCGUUGUUUGUUUCGACUGAGCGGCCGUUUCUUCUAAUUCACUUUUGAGAACAUAUGGACAUCGCGCAUUUUUCUGCUUUCGGCUCAUAGUUUCUGAAUUAGCGAAGAAAAAAACAUUUUUGGAUCGUUUUUUUUUGAAGUGCAAAAUGAUUUAAGACUCGAACAAAAAUAUGUCAUUAGGAGCAAAUCAUUCUUCAGAUUGCAUGGUGUUCAAUCAAUAAAAAAGAAGCUUUUUUUAUGUACCAUUGAAAUAUCAUUGUAAGCAAUGUCUGAAAUGAAACCGGGAAAAACACCACCGCAACCAGAUUUUAAUGCUGCAGCGCGGAUUUGCAGCAUGGCUUCUUUAGAGAGGAAACACAGUAGUGGUGAUUUACAAAGUCGUCUGAAAACGAGGAAAAUUCUUGGAGUAGGAGAAACGGACAAUGGAGACGUGCACAGGUCUAAGAUCAGUCAAGUUCUUGGACACAAUGAGCAUCUGUUCGUUCGAUUUCCCCGAUGCUACUGGUGGUGGCAUUUCCUCAUCGCUGCAAUAUUCACCGCCAAUGGCUUACAUAAGUGUUUUCUGUUCUUGAUCGAAUCCGAGGAACAUUCUUCAAAAGAAUACGUAACAGAAGCGAUGCACAUAAUAUUAGGCUUUUCGCUGUUGCUGUGGCGAUUACUUGGUACAACUGACAAAUCUCUCGCCAGAGCCCUCAUGUUGUCUGUAGUGGUCUCACAGUUAGCUCAAUUCUACAAUUUCAUCAGAUGCCUCUACCAAAACAGAUGGGAUGAUGAGAAGAAUCUUAAUAUGUAUCUGUCACCAUUUCUUCUGUUGGGUUGUGCAUACUUUUUCUGGGCCAUGGGUUCCAGUCGAGCCGGUCUGCGCAGGUCUCUUUCAAACAAAGACCUCAGAGAUCGUCAGCCCACCCCGGAAGAUCAGCAACCCCUAACAAGACAACAACCGGAACAGAAGAAAAAUGAAUAAACAUCUUUGCUCUCUUAAAACAAUGUAGUUUGUGCUCCUCAAACUUCAUAACUCUGUUUGAUUGACCACACAUUAUUUUGUAAUCUGAGGCUGAAUUCAAAAAGCAACUUCAAAAAUCCAGGUAAAUCUAACUGAAGUCCAAUUCAUAGAGCAACUGACGAGAAUUAGGGAAAUUAAGGUAAAUAAAAUUGGGAAAAUGCUUUGUUGUGAAAAGGUAAAAUUAAAGACAAGUCUUCUGGUGAAGGCAUUCGAAUUCCACCAGAUAUUUCACCGCAUUGCCUAUAAUUGUAUAAAACCCUAACUUAAAAUUAAGGUAAAUAAAAUAGGAAAAAUGCUUUGCCGCGACAAAAUGUUGGUGAAAUUAAAGACAAGUCUUUCGGUGAAGACAUCCAAAUUCCACCAUAUAUUUCACCUCAUUGCCUAUAAUUGUGCAUUAAACAGGUCUGGAUGGCCAAAAAAUUUAUUUAAAGAAUACUCUUAUGUGCUGCAAUCAAGACUUUAAGCAAAAUCAAGUGUUACUACAGAAAUUUUUAACUACCAGAACAUGGAACAUACAUUUUAGUAAAAGCUAUUCUUGGAAGAAGAAAAAAUUGAGAACCAUAGAAGAAAAUCAUAGAAAAAAUAUUUAUUGAAUGAAGGAUAUGAAAAAAAGUUUUUUUCUUUUUACAGUUGCCACCCUUCCAUAUGGGAUUCCAAUUAACUGGAUAACAAUAUUACAAUGUUAACAUUUUAUUAUAAUAUUGUUUUGUUUACAGACUGUUCUUUUAUAUUUAGGAACCCUAACUUAAGAAAUAAGGUGAGGAAUAGAUGUCAAACUUAAAAACCCUAUUUUAAGAACGAGGUUUAGAGACACAAGGAUUAAAGAGCCCUGAAUUAGGAACAAGACACAAGUUUCCACUGAAGAAUUAUAGAACAAUUAUUACACUAUAAAAAGGACGGUUGCCACCCUUCAUUAUGGAAUUCCAAUUAAUUGAAUAACAAUAUUACAAUGUUAACAUUUUAUUAUGAUAUUGUUUUGUUUACAGACAGUUCUUUCAUAUUUAAGAACCCUAACUUAAGACAUAAGGUGAGGCAUAUAUGUCCAACUAAAAAACCCUGUUUCAAGAACGAGGUUUAGGUUUAAAGAGCCCUGAAUUAAGAACAAGACACAAGUUUCCAAUGAAGAAUUAUAGAACAAUUAUUAUAUAUAUUGAAAAAAAGGAUUAGACAUGUUUUUAUACUUAAAAACAACAGAACUCUGAUUCAAAAAACGAAGAAAACGAAAUGUUCCUACUUAAGAAUCUUGAUUUAAGAACAAAGAAAAGAUACAUCUUUCUACUUUUUAAUAACUCUGACUCUACCAUCAGUUUUAAAAUUGUAUGACAGCAGCUUUUCGAUUUCAGCCAUUUUUCUUUGCUUAAAAAAGUAUAAUGCUUUGAGGAAAAAAAAGUGUGUGCAUGAACAUUUUACUGAGUAGUUUGAGAAGCACUUAGAAUCAAUGUUCAAUCUUUGGCUUUGCUUUUAACUUCAAUCAAAGUAUAAAGAAAGAAAGAAAGAAAAAAAAAAGAGUAAAUCAUCAAAUGAAAAGACCCAUUUUAAAGUAGUACCCUAGGUACGAUUUCAUAAAAAAAAAUCAUUAUACUGUUCCAUAAUAAAUUAUUAAUGAAUUUGUCGAACAAAAUUUUUUAAAUUAAAAUGUGCUAUUUUAAGCGUGAUGAAGUUUUUAUAUAUUGGAACAACAAAUAUUGAGUAUGAAAAAAAAUUCAUUUGGAUAGUUGUAUUCAGAAAAUGUUUUUUUUCUGGCUAAAUUUUUUAGAGAGACAAUUUAAGUAAUGGUAACAAUAAAAAUAACUCAGGGUUUCCAAUAAAUUUCAGAAGAAAAAAGAAUCCUCGAAUUUUCCAGGUAAAUUUCAAUAAUAAUUGAGACCCUAUUUUCAUCAGAAAACUUUAAUUCUUUUAUUUGUUAUGUGAAAUAUUAGAUUUUCUGUGUAAAAAAAAAAGUAUUAUAAAAAGAGGAUGGAAACUUUUCAGUUUGACUAAAAUGUGAAAUUUUUACAACAAAUAAUUGUAAUGGAUGUUAGAAUUAUUUAACUCGAAUCAAUAACUGAUUACUGUUACUGACAAUUUUAAGACUGGUUAUUUUCCCGGUAUAAUAUAGGAAUAUUCCAGGUUUUUGUAAAAAAAAUUGCAAUUUCCCUGAUUUUUGGAGUUAAAAUAAAAUUCCCUGACAAUUCCA